Messenger RNA from Zasmidium cellare ATCC 36951, 294 nucleotides. RefSeq lists its product as uncharacterized. NCBI's taxonomy places the organism in Eukaryota, Fungi, Ascomycota, Dothideomycetes, Mycosphaerellales, Mycosphaerellaceae. The record is from RefSeq and is a predicted model, not a curated record. Gene Ontology annotation, cellular component: cytosolic small ribosomal subunit. The transcript has 3 exons. Gene Ontology annotation, molecular function: structural constituent of ribosome. The coding region runs from base 1 to 294 and encodes 97 amino acids.
AUGGCGCCAGCAGCAACCGGUGGCAAGAAGCAAAAGAAGAAGUGGUCCAAGGGCAAGGUCAAGGACAAGGCCCAGCACGCCGUCGUCCUCGACAAGAACACCAACGAGAAGCUCCAGAAGGAUGUUCAGUCGUACCGCCUCAUCACCGUUGCCGUCCUUGUCGACCGUCUGAAGAUCAACGGCUCGCUCGCCCGCAAGGCCCUUUCCGACCUAGAGGAGAAGGGUGUCAUCAAGCCCGUCAUUGAGCACAGCGCAUGCAAAGUGUGGACACGAGCGGUCGGUGGCGGCGACUAA